Messenger RNA from Fonsecaea multimorphosa CBS 102226, 1485 nucleotides. RefSeq lists its product as uncharacterized. Lineage: Eukaryota; Fungi; Ascomycota; Eurotiomycetes; Chaetothyriales; Herpotrichiellaceae. Gene Ontology annotation, cellular component: mitochondrion; cytoplasm; peroxisome. Gene Ontology annotation, biological process: hydrogen peroxide catabolic process; response to hydrogen peroxide. The record is from RefSeq and is a predicted model, not a curated record. Gene Ontology annotation, molecular function: catalase activity; heme binding. The transcript has 2 exons. Bases 1 to 1485 code for a protein of 494 amino acids.
AUGGCUGCUGCAGGCCCAAUCUACACGACCUCCAAUGGUCGUCCCAUCACCUUCGCCAGUGCUUCUCAGACUGUCGGCGACCACGGUCCCGUCCUCCUACAGGACUUCCACCUCAUCGAUCUCCUUGCCCACUUCGACCGAGAACGCAUUCCUGAACGGGUCGUCCAUGCCAAGGGUGCGGGAGCUUUUGGAGAGUUUGUCGUGACCCAUGACAUUACCGAUGUGACGUCGGCCGACCUGUUUAGCGAGGUUGGAAAGAAGACUCAGGUUGCUGUCCGCUUCUCCACCGUCGGAGGGGAAAAGGGGUCGGCCGAUGCAGCCCGCGACCCACGAGGCUUCUCCAUCAAGUUCUAUACAGAACAAGGUAACUGGGACCUGGUCGGCAAUCAUACACCAAUCUUUUUCAUCCGGGAUGGCAUAAAGUUCCCCCAGUUUAUCCACACGCAGAAGCGGAAUCCUCAAACAAACCUCAAGGAUGCGACGAUGUUUUGGGAUUUUCUAUCCAGCAAUCAGGAGUCGGUGCAUCAGGUGAUCCAGUUGUUCAGCGACCGGGGCACGCCACGGUCAUAUCGCCAUUGCGAUACCUUCUCCGGCCACACGUUCAAGUUCACCAAGAACGACGGGUCGUUCAAGUAUGUGAAGUUCCACAUGAAGACGGACCAGGGCCACUGGGACAUGACGAACGAGGAGGCCGCGGCCCUGACGGGAAGCAAUCCCGAUCACGCCACGGAGGAUCUCUUCAACGCGAUUGAACGCGGCGAGUAUCCCUCGUGGACUCUGUACGUGCAGAUCCUGGACCCGAAGGACGCAGAGAAGUUCCGCUGGAACAUCCUCGACGUUACCAAGGUGUGGCCGCACUCGGAAGUGCCCCUGCGUCCCGUGGGCAAGAUGACGCUCAACCGCAACCCGGAGAACUACUUUGCAGAGAUUGAGCAAGUCGCAUUCUCGCCCGCCCAUCUGGUCCCGGGCAUCGAGCCUUCGGCGGACCCGAUGCUGCAAGCCCGCCUGUUCUCGUACGCCGACAGCCAGAGACACCGGCUCGGCGUGAACUACCAACAAAUCCCCGUCAACCGCCCUCUGCACGCGUAUGCGCCGUUCCAGCGCGACGGCUUCAUGGCCGUCACGGGAAACUAUGGCGCCAGACCCAACUACCCGUCGCCAUUGAAGCCCAACACCUACUUACCCGUGGACAAGCCCAUCGACGCCGCGCACGAGACCUGGGUGGGUCGAGCCGUGCACAACCUGCAGCCCGUGACGGACGAGGACUAUGUGCAGGCAAACAUGCUCUGGGAGGUUCUGGGCCGUACCAAGGACCAGCAGGAGCACCUGGUGCAUAACAUCUCGGUGCAUCUGUUUGCCGCGAUCAAAGAAGUCAGGGAGAGGACGUAUGGGAUGUUCGAGCGGGUGAACAAGGAUCUGGGGAGGAGGGUGAGGGAGGAGACCGAGCGUGUCAGGGCGACCAAGGGGCUCAACGCAGCAGAGUAG